Puccinia triticina is the source of this 432-nucleotide messenger RNA. RefSeq lists its product as uncharacterized. NCBI's taxonomy places the organism in Eukaryota, Fungi, Basidiomycota, Pucciniomycetes, Pucciniales, Pucciniaceae. Gene Ontology annotation, biological process: vacuole fusion, non-autophagic. The record is from RefSeq and is a predicted model, not a curated record. Gene Ontology annotation, molecular function: endopeptidase inhibitor activity. Bases 1 to 432 code for a protein of 143 amino acids. The transcript is spliced from 6 exons.
AUGACUCCCCACAGACUCUCCGCCUCCUCUCUCAUCAUCCUCUUGAUUGCCAUUGUUGGUCUAACUCUUCCCAACCUGGCCAGUGCGAACGUCUCUUCCGGAGAUCAUUCGGUCUCAAGCCAGGGCCAAACUCAGUCAGUUACCUCCAAGGGUCUCCAAAAUGGCGAGGAAGCCAGGACCGCCUCUCAGAACUCGGGAUACUCAGCAAAAGAGCCUAUGAGCGUCUACAUCAUCACUUUGAAAGACAAUACUACUGAAGCACAAUUCAACGCUUUCAAGCAAAAAUUGAUCAAGCAAGGGGCCGUCAUCAAGUACGAAUACUCGAUUAUCAAAGGGUUCGCCGUAUCUAUCAAGCCGUCUCAGGUUCAGGCACUCAAGAAAGACCCACUCGUCAAGAUUAUUGAGAAGGACCAGGAAGUUCACACCCUUUAA